Messenger RNA from Striga asiatica, 1437 nucleotides. NCBI's taxonomy places the organism in Eukaryota, Viridiplantae, Streptophyta, Magnoliopsida, Lamiales, Orobanchaceae. The record is from the annotation of a GenBank genome assembly.
AAAAACACACUCCAAUGGCAGAAAACGUUUACGAGCAACAUCAACCGGAAGAGCGGAUGAGAAUGCUAAAGGCCUUUGACGAAACAAAAGCCGGCGUCAAAGGUCUGAUUGACUCCGGCUUACGAAAAGUCCCCGAGAUUUUCGUGAGGCCCCCCGAGGAGCUUGCUUGUGAGGCGAGACACAUAAACACGUCAGAAAUUAAGGUGCCGGUGAUCGAUCUUAGCCGCAUAGAAUCAGAUCCGAAAAGCCGAAAGGCGAUUGUGGAGCAGGUGCGAGCGGCCUCGGGCACUUGGGGAUUUUUCCAGGUGGCCAACCACGGGAUUCCAAGGGACGUGCUGGACGGGAUGAUCGGUGGGGUCCGCGCGUUCAACGAGCUGGACGCGGACGAGAGAAAGAAGUACUACUCGCGGGAUUUUGGGUGGCGCGUCAGAUACAGCAGCAACUUUGACCUCUACAGUUCGAGGACCGCCAACUGGAGAGACACCUUGAGCUUUAUAUUUCCGGACCAAAUUAACACUGAUGAAUUGCCUGAAUCUUGCCGGGAAAGCACGGUAGAAUACUCAAAGUAUGUAAAAAUGUUGGGAAAUACACUUCUGGAGUUACUCUCCGAGGCACUUGGACUAAAACCCGACCACCUUCUAAAAAUGGACUGCUCAAAGGGGUUUCGAUUCAGCUGUCACUAUUAUCCAGCUUGUCCCGAGCCAGAGCUGACUCUUGGGACCUCUAAGCAUUCAGAUCCUGGAUUUCUUACAAUUCUUCUACAGAGCCAAAUUAGUGGUCUACAGGUUUUGCACCAUGGCCAGUGGGUUAAUAUUGAACCAAAUCCAGGGGUUUUGGUUGUCAAUAUUGGGGAUUUGCUCCAGUUGGUGUCAAAUGGGAGAUUCAUAAGCGUUAAACACAGAGUGGUGGCGAGGAGCAUUGGGCCGAGAAUAUCGGUGGCUUUCUUCUUGUCUGGGCCAGUUGGUGAGGUUAAGGUUUAUGGUCCUAUUGAAGAGAUGUUGUCUGAAGAAGAUCCAGCCAAGUACAGGGAAGUGAUGUUGGGUGAUUAUAUAAUGAGGUUUGUGAAUACGCCACUUGACGGCAACCUUGGUGUGGAUUACUACAAGUUACCGUGAAUUUCAGCUGUUGUAUACUUGUAGUGGAAUGGAAAUGAAAUACUUACGAUCGACACUAAACUUGGUUAUAUAGUAAAGGCUUAAUUGCCUAUAAAACCCCAACCUGUUAUAGAAUUGCAAAUAAAACUCAACAUUUUUAUCUUUACAAUUAAAUACCAAAUUUUUAUUAUGUGUUGCAAAUUUGUCUUCGAACCAUUUUCCGCCCUAGUUGAACUGACGUGUUCGAUUAAAAACCUUACGUGGGACGGAGGAGUGUUACAUGGCAGCCUAAUUUUUCUACAUUAUAUACCAAGGGUUUUAUAUUCAUGCCACAUCAUAUGCU